UCCCGCCUCGCUCACGAGCCAAUUCAUGAAUCGAAGACUCAAAUCGCCACUCUGAACUCACGAUUCACGAAUCAAAAUCUCAAACUCCACUUUCGGCUCUCGAGUCUCGCCUCUCGCUCUCGCUCUCUCGAGUCUCAACUAUCGAUCGACGACCGCUCAAAAUCUGAAUACUCGUGAGUUGUGAGUUGUGAGGUGAUUGCAGACAGUGGUUGCUGAAAUGGAGGCUCAAUUCUUUCGGUUUCUGAAGAUAGUCGGGGUUGGUUUCAAAGCUAGAGCGGAAUCAGAAGGACGUUUAUUGUUUCUGAAACUGGGGUACAGUCAUGAGGUGGAGUUAUCGGUGCCUCCUGCUGUUAGAGUAUUUUGUUUCAAACCCAAUAUCGUUUGUUGCACCGGAAUAGACAAGCAAAGGGUGCACCAGUUUGCUGCUGCUGUUCGUAGUUGUAAACCCCCCGAGGUUUACAAAGGCAAAGGUAUCAUGUAUGUUGAUGAGGUUAUAAAGAAAAAGCAGGGCAAGAAAUCAAAAUAACGUCACUUUUUUAUUUUAUUUUUAAUCAUCUUUUUAAAUAUAUUAACUGUUUAUUUUAGAUAAAUUAUGAGGAUACAAAAUGAAUAAUUGUACUUUGACAUCUUUUUUAAAGAUAUUUCUUUCUUGUAAAUUUUUUGCUUUUUGAGAAAA
Molecule: messenger RNA, 676 nt
Organism: Cynara cardunculus var. scolymus (artichoke)
Lineage: Eukaryota; Viridiplantae; Streptophyta; Magnoliopsida; Asterales; Asteraceae
Product: 60S ribosomal protein L6, mitochondrial-like
Exons: 2
Coding region: 218-526 (102 amino acids)
Biological process (GO): translation
Cellular component (GO): ribosome
Molecular function (GO): rRNA binding; structural constituent of ribosome
Source: RefSeq, a predicted model, not a curated record